UGUUAAACGUCCCGCAAAGCCCGGGGAGGAGGGACACAGAGAGCUAGAGAGAGAGAGAGAGAAACACACACACAGUGACGGAGAAAGAGAUAGAGGCAGAGACAGACUGGGGAGCGAAAUAUUCUGAGCAAAGAUAAAGCCUGGAGGCGGGGUGGGCGGGGGGAGGCACACAGGCGCUGUGUGUGUGAAGAGGAGCCUCUGAGCGUGUGUGUUAGUGAGAGAAGCAAAGCGCAAAGGGAGAGCGUAUGUAGCGUGAAGGAAGAGUGGAGGAGAGGGAAGCAGUGUUGGGAGAGUCAACGCAUGUUGCCAGAUUGAGAGAGACAGGGAGAGUAGAGGACAGAAGCAACGAGGAGAGGAGAAGGAAAGAGAAGCAAGGAUUUUCAGUGCUUGAGGGAGCACAGAGAAGAGGAGAGAGAGAAGGGGAGGAGAGGCAGUUUGGUCUCAGUCAAGUAGAGAGGCAGGCAGGGAGCAGUGUAGAGCCGGCAGUGCUGCAUUGUGGAUGUAAACUUUAUCGUCUGCGGGAUCAGUGGGUAGCAGCUGCAGAGCAGGAGGAGAGCGUGCUGGUGGAUUACCAUGUGUGUCCUCUGAAUGUACCAGGAUGCUGCAUCUCCACCAGGGGAAAAGCUGGCCGUGGCUCGCCUGCAGAGGGAAGUCGCACGGAGCAAGAGCGAAGGAACAAUGCGAGAAAAGCUGAUCCACGAGCUAGAGGAAGAGCGACGUUUGCGACUGGAGAGCGAGAAGCGUCUCCGGGAAGUGACAGAGGAGUCCGAGCUGGGACGGGCGCAGAUGGUCUCACUGCAGCAGCAAUUCUCCAGGAUGGAAGAGACAGUGCGGUCGCUGCUGCAGAAUCAGGGCGUUCCGGAGCAGACUGCUGUGGAUACAGUGGACAUCAUGAAGGCCUACAAGGAUAAACUCUCCGAGGAAGUGCAGAAGCAGCACGAUGGCCCCGAAGAGAACGGCUCCCCGCCGGCGACUCAAGCGGAGCCAGACAUGGGGCUGCUGCCGAACGCUGAUGCUGAUGCCAGCCAAGCAGAAGAGGACAAAGACAAAACCAUGCCCCUUCUGGAGCGCCUCAAGGCCCUGGAGGAGCGGAACUGUGCCUUGGCCUUGGAGAAUGAGAGCCAGAGGGAGCAGUACGAUCGCUGUCUAGAUGAGGUUGCCAAUCAAGUUGUGCAGGCGCUUCUCACCCAGAAGGAUCUGAGAGAGGAAUGUCUGAAGCUGCGUACUCGAGUUUUCGACCUCGAGCAGCAGAAUCGGGCACUGAGUGUUUUGUUCCAGCAACGGAUCAAGCCCGCCUCGGACCUGCUUCUCCAGAAACUCCACUCUCGGAUCAUGGAUUUAUCUGCGGCAGAUUUGCUUCUGGAGCCAGAGAGAAGCAAGGCUUUCUUGCUUUCCAGGAAUACAGACUCUCCCUCCAAUGAGGUUCAGUUAAAUGGAAAGCCAGGUCUCCCUGUGGCCAAGUGUCUGAGCCAGCUGAGUCUGACAGCGCCAGCACCAGUAUACCCACGCAGCAGCUGUAGCAGCAGUGAGUUGUCCCUGUCAAGUGCUUGCAGUGAAUUCUCCAGUGGCUCAUACACCUGGAAUGAUGGACGCUCCUGUGGGAAAAUGUCAUCUCUGACCUGGGAGAAGAGGCUGAGCUUGGGUUCGUCAGCCCCUAGUAAUAUAUGCGCCGCCCUGGAGGAACAACAGCCCACGAGGCGCAAGGAGAGCCACAUACUAGAGGGACUGAGAAAGCUCCAGAGGAGGAAACACAGGAGCUCUUCUGCUUCAUCCAAGGUCUCCAAGUCGGGCUACAAAGACUGCAUGAACUCCAAUGAGGGCAUCUACUCUCUGGGUAUCAAGAAUAGCAGUAAAGGGGUGUCCAAGCCUACCCAUGUGGGUAGAACUUUAGCUGUUGGGGGCAAGAAGUUCUCUUAUGAUUCUGAUGAUGCUGAUGAUGAAUUGGCACAUUCCAGUCGUGGAGAUAACAUCCCCACCAAGGACAACUGGUUUUACUGUAAGAGGCUCUCCCACAGCAUCUCAGACAGUUUGUGUAGCUUGGAGGGGCUACAGGACAGUGGAGGUGGAGGUGACAGUAGCUCACGUCCUGCGGCUAUGAAACACCCCUCUGGCUAUGACUCAAAAGAGCGUCCUGAGAAACUCAUGAGUUUCAUUAACAGUUUUCUCCCUGAGGGAGGGCGGACAUCAGCUUUUACUAAACCAUCCAAGCUGCACUUCAACCCUUCUGACCCAGAGGGUCCUAAUCACCUCACUGAUGUGGAUGAUCCAGAGGAACUCAACUCUGAGUCCAGUGACAUGCGAAUGUCCUUUAGCCAGCCCCCAGAGCAAGCUGAGAGGGACUCCAAGAGACUGUCAAGAGAUGCUGCCAAGCUGCUCACACAACAGUGGUUGCGUAGAGACCAGGGACGCACUCAGUCUGCAGAUGGGAGGCCCAGGCUUUUCAGCUUAAUUAAAGAGCCCAAAGGGGCAAAGUGUACUCAUUCUGAGGAGAGCAUUUUGGCAAUAUUUGAUGCAGAAGGAGAGCCUAUUGAACUUUGUGCUCAGAAGGUCGUAGCAGGUGCUGGGCCUCUAAAUGACAUUCAAGGUAGCAAGGUAGUUGCCAAUUACACAGAACUAGUGCCCCAACAGAAGCCAACAGGGCAAAAAUCAGGAAAUACAAGAAACUACACUGUUCUUGAAUCCCCAGAGAAGCUAUCUGAAUAUCAAAUUAGAACUAACAAAACAAGCAAUAGCAGGGAGGGCAGUGCAGAGAGGCUGUCAAUGCAGUUGACUCCACAGCGGAAACUAAUCAAACCACCAAGCAGCCGAUCUAAUAAAGGUCAUUCCAUCCCUCCCUUAAAUGAUUCUGCUGGUCCCAAGUCAAGUGGUUCAAAGAUACCCGGUCGUAACAAACCUUCAGGAUCUCCACUGAGAUUGUCUAAGGGCUCCCUCACAGAACCAAGUAACAGUGGAAACUCAGGACCCUCCGGUCAGGAGAAAUCCCCCUCCUCUCCUACAGUCAAAAUGUCCAGGUUCAUCAAAACACCAGGAACCUGCUCACAGAGCCCAAAGUCUGGAAACUCCAAGCUCUCCAGCCGGCCGGAAUGGCAUAAGGGCUCCUCCAGUUCCCCACACCUUUCAAGGAGGCACCUGGAGUAUGCUGACAAUGGUGAACAGCCAACCAGAGACAAACACUGUGAAACCAGCAAAAAUAAACUCAGGUCCCCUUCUCCUCCCCCUCCCCCUGGCCGCACCACCUCCUUACUGAUCAGACCAAAUUACGAAGGGUCGCCUCAAGCACAUAAAACAUGGGUGGCUCAACCAUCCACACCAACCACUGUGAGGGGCCCUCCCCCAAGUUACCACACCUCACUUUUACCAAAUAUGCAAACUACGCUACCCAUCAAGGAUAAAGACUGUUUAGACUUAGAUGCAGGCUACGGGACUGCACUUGCACCUCAGAAACUGGUUGACAAAACCAGUCAGCACCUUCAAAAGUCCCCCGCCACAACUCAGACACCUACUAAAGGCACUUCCAAGAGGAUGACCACGAAAGACUACCUCCCUUCUGCAAACUCAGGGUGUGCUCCAGAAACUGAAAAUGCACCUAAAAGCUCAAAGAAUGUCCCUCCUCCAUACAGUGCCCUCAGAGGGUCCUCACUUCAGAACUCAUUUGCAAGUAAAAGAGGAUCAAACCAUGAAAAUGUCCAUCUGACAGUGCAGAAGACCUCUAUUAGUUUACCUGUAUCACUUCAGGACACGCCUCAAUGUAAAACAGAACCACAAAAUGGUAAAGCUGUAGUCAGCCCACCCAGUUCAGUCUUGAUUUCUCCCAACCCAGCAGAAAAAGGUUCAAAGACCCGCAUCCCAAUGGGGUUUAAAGCAUUUUUAAAAUCUCCCCCCAGUCAUAAAAAUAGUCCCUCUAUACCAGGCAAGCAUGAGAAAGAUCAUAUCAACUCAGUCUCCAAGGAGACUGUGACUUCAAAUGCUUCUACCCAGUGUGACAGCUUGCAGCCAGUGUACAGUAUUGAUUCACCACCCAAGAUGUCCCUUACAGAGGGUAAAGGUGAGGUCCCAUGUAGGUUACUGGAAGGGGAAGUACACGCUGCUGUGUUGCCAGAGGAGGGGGACGUUUGUGAUAAAGGGAAAAGGAGUAGUCAACUUUUCUCUAGAUCCAUAUCAGUUACUACCAAACCUCAUCUAAAGCCGGCCUUGGGGAUGAAUGGGGCCAAAGCCCGUAGCCAGAGUUUUAGCACCAACUACAUGGAGAAACCCAACAUCAAUGCUCUAGAUGGACCGGGAAAAAUACGAACUCAGAUCAUCACCAACUCAGGUGAAAGGGGAAACUCUUUGUCAAGACAGAGUUCCUUGGAGGUACCCAGUGUUGGGUUAGCUGAGAGCCCUGUCCAUUCCCCCAGGACUAGGCUUAGCCACUAUGGGGACAUCACAGGGUCAUAUAGUCACAAUGUCCUCCCUGAGAGAACUUCUAACUCAGGCUGCAAAGGUGAUGGGUCACAGGGCACAGUGAAGGGGGAGGCAAUCACCUCACCUUUGCAAAAAGAGGUGCGUAGCUUACCCAUCAGUGAUAGGAUUGGUUUGAACAUUCGUAAGCCAGCGAAAGUUGCCUCUCAUCCACAGUUUCAGCCUCCGUCCUCUUGUGUCAACAGUUCAGAAAAUCCAGCGCGAGAGACAGGAGGCAUAGCAACAACCCCUGAUGAACCAGACUUUAGCAGGGAAGUCAAAACCCAGACAGAUUCGCCAAACAAAGCCCCAGAUAUGGAGGAGAAAAAAAUCAGCCCAACAGUCUGCACUAUUGAAGAGAAGGUCAUGAUGGGAAUCGAAGAGAAUCUACAGAAGUGUCAAGAACAGGGGAAGGUCGCUGCAAACGAGGCCAAACAGAAAACGAGCCCCUCUCUGGCAAACUGGUUCGGCCUCCGCAAGAGUAAACUUCCAGCUCUGAGUGGUAAGAAAGCAGACUCCCCUAAGGGAAAAGAGGAAAAGAAAGAGUUGAAGAUUGGAUCUGUGCUUGGAGGCAAACAGAUGAAGUCUGACAAGAAGAAGGACAAGAAGAAAAAUGAUAACCAGCAGAAAGACAGUCAGGAAGUGCAGAAUCUGUCUGAGAUGAACAACAAGCUGAGCUCCAUCAUGGACCAUUGCAACAAUCAGAUGGGUCAGAUUGCCAGCCAGAUCCAGUGUACAACAGCCUUUAUCGGCAAAGACCAGUUUGUGAAAGAGCUUCUUGGCAGGAAUGCUGUGAAGGGCAACUCUGUGGCUGCAUCGCCGCCUGGGAUCUCCACACCCAAGAAACACAGUGAAAUGAAGGGAGAUAUAGAGAUCUGUCCAGAUACUGCUACCCUUAUAAUGACUCAGAAGAUCAACCUGAGGGCUGAAAAUGAUGAGGGACGCAUCACAGACACAGCUUGCCAAGACCCCAUGAUAGGCUCCGGCUGUCAGAUGAGAACCCUGGACAGCGGGAUCGGCACCUUCCCUCUUCCUGAUUCCGUCACCCGGGCCAGCGGUCGCCACAUCCCUAAAUCUGAAUCCAGCCCUGAUGGGGUGACCGCCGGCUCCUCUGAGCUAGAUCGGGAGCCUCUCUCCUCUCACCCAGACCCUGAUGUGAAAGUGCCUUCCCUCCCAAAAACCUGCCUGCAUACCCCUACCAGCAUUGGUCACUCCCUGUCUGACCCCAGCAUGACCUGCAGCAACAACGCACAAGACACCCAGAGCCGCCUGCCCAAAUUAGCAACUUCAGAUGUAAUCAGGACAAAGAGGUUGAGUCUUGGUGCCCCACGCAGCAACAUCUCCACAGAGGACAAAGAGAAAGAAACAGAGAGGAAGAUGAAGACCAAGGACCAUGAUAUGCCCGGAGAAAGAGCCCUAAAAGUAUGCACGUAUUCUGGGAGCAGCAGCGACACCGAGACGGAACCCGAGGGAACCCGAAGCACAUUGGGCUCACCGCAGAGGACCCUGAUCAACAGAGCUAAGAAGAGUGACUCAGUCGACCAGAACGAGGAGACCCUGAAGAGAAGCAGUGUGGAGAAGUCCUUGUCAAUCAUGGACUACUACCAACACGAUGUGUUUUCACAUCUGGAGAAGGACAGCAGGAGGAUUUCCCAGUACAACUUGUUGCACAAAGAGUCAUCCCUCGAUGGCAAAGCAGGAGACAGACUCAGCAAGGAGAUCCCCAUUGAGAAGACUCCCAUCAGUGAAAACCAGCCGGGCUCUCUUGACUUCUCUCUGGAGUCCCUGAACAAGCUGAAUCACAGUAGCUCCAGUAGUGGCAGCCUGUAUCCAGACACAGGCUUAGGCGGCCGCAGAGGUGACUGCCACGCCGAUGCGGGGAAGAGUGGGGAGGACUGCUGCAAGAUGGAUGAGCCCUCCUCAUCCAGCUUCUCAAGCAAGCCCGGGUUGGAUCCUGUGGGCUCCCUCAGCGACUCGCUGUACGACAGCUUCUCGUCCUGCACCAGUCAGGGCUCUAAUGACGUGUAGGGGCUAAGAGUAAGAUGGCAGGGCUGUAGACCAGUCUAUGUCCACUUCUCUGACAUCUUGGACAUGUCAAGUUCUUGGCCUUUAUCAACUUUGUCUUCCCUUUUCAUAUUCUUCUUUUGUUUGGACGUUGGAGGGUACAGUAAGCCCAUGGAGUGGACUUUUAGGUAGAUUCUCAUCUCUGUUGAACCGUAAGAGCCCCCUAAAAAUUUGUUUUUGCAUUUGCAAGUAAAAAAUACUUAAUAGGACUUUGGCUUCACUCCUCUUUGGAUCUGGUCUUGAUUCAAGCUCGACUUUCACCUAAUCUUGGAAAUGACUCAGACUGGACUAAUGUGGUCUUGACUACAGCCCUGCCACAACACGUGGAGCCCUGUCCUUGCUACGUACAACACAAAGCACUUAGUGGAGCUGGAGACGCGAGGAUGAAACCUCAUCCCGAACACCAAACCAGGACUUUGAAUAGUUUGACUCUGGGUGUGGUGGACUGGACAGCAAUACACAACGUUGUCUCAUUGCAAUUCUUAGUUAUCUUUUUCCCCACGCUGGGAAACGUCUUAUCAUUGCACUGUAACAAAUACUGUACAAAGUGUAAGGAGUGUAAAGUGAAUGAUUAUUCAAGCAGAGAUAAGGAGGGCGUCUUCUGGGAGCAACAGUGAUGGGCGACAUUGGCGUGUAGUUGCAACAAAACUGUUGCUUUGAUUGCAUUCCUGUUUGCUAGGAAACUAGAUUUAAACCUAAGGUGUCAUUUUAUGUUUGCUGCUAAGUACGUUGCCCAUUUAAGUUGCCCAUGUGGAAUCACAACCCAUAAUAAUACACCUGUUUCAUCUUCGUCUACUUUUGUGAAGCAAAAACCACAUAACAAAUAACAACAGGAUUUACAAUUACUUUAAUUUGUGUCCAUUUUAAAUAAUUAAGGGUUAAACCUGUUGCUAAUCUUGUCUUUGUGUGUGAUUUUGAGCAGUUAUGCAGCCGCUAACGGCAAACAAAACAGACAAUUGUAAAAAAUGUUCCUCAAAUGAAAUGAAAGUGACUAUUUAGUUUAACAUAACUAAUUUUCAACAGAAGGUUAUGUAAUCUUUAACUGAAGAAAAACAUGUCUCCACAUGGUACAUUAAGUAAUAAUGGUGAUUUUUCAGUGUCUGCCUGGUACACAGGUACAGCAAAUGACCAACGCACCCAUUGUCAUUGUUGGUAGCUCAGGGAACAUACUGGACUAAUGUAGAUUGUAAGAAUCAAAAUGCAGCCAUCAGGAAAUUGUUGACAAAUACAAAUAACACUCAGUAAUAUUUUGCUUUUUUGAGUUCCUGAUGCAAAACUCCUGAAUCCAAACAGCCUGGUUUAUAGUUUCAUGUAGCAUAGCAUACCUGAACUCUCCAAACCUCAGUUUUCCUUUCAUAGUUGUAUAUUAUGUUGUAUAUAGAAAUAAGUUAAUAUCAGAAUGGGCAUUGCUGAUUGAUAUAUGCAAAUGAGAAAACAAAAAACAAAACAAUUAUGUACAUUGUUUGCCAAUCAUUCAACCAAGGUUUUAAGUCUACUGUUUGAACAUGGCAUGUAUCUUUUCUUAUGGAAUUCUUUUAGGGUUCUUGUUUAAAAAAAAUCUUUAUUUUGAUCAAUAAGAGCUAAUACUAAAAUAUUUUAUCACUUUAUUUUAAAGACAUAUUUGAACUUAAGGUGAAGUUAUGCCAAAUCUCUAUCUGGAAUUUGACCAGCUGGUGCUAAUCAACAGAGCCGCCUGUGUGUUUCAAUUUUUCUAUGAAACUGUUAAUAUUGUACGAAGAGAGUCUGAAGAGGACUUGUGUAUUUUUCUAGAUGUCCAGUAUUUAUACCCACAUUUUGUACUGUCAGACUGUAGUGUGAUUGUCAUGCUUCACCUCUCUCCUUAAAUGUUCCUGGUUCCUUUGUAAAGAGAAAUGGUUACCAGCAGUGUUACUUUGGUAAUUAUUAUUAAUGUUAUUAUUAUUAUUAUUAUUGCUGUGUGCAAUUUUGUCUGUUACACCAGACUUUAAUGCUAUAUUUUAUGUAACUAUUUCCUAAAUAAAAAUGAGAAACUAUUUCCUAUUUCAAACUCA
Molecule: messenger RNA, 8534 nt
Organism: Dicentrarchus labrax (European seabass)
Lineage: Eukaryota; Metazoa; Chordata; Actinopteri; Moronidae
Product: nck-associated protein 5
Exons: 18
Coding region: 589-6468 (1959 amino acids)
Biological process (GO): microtubule bundle formation; microtubule depolymerization
Cellular component (GO): microtubule plus-end
Source: RefSeq, a predicted model, not a curated record